This is a messenger RNA of Fusarium vanettenii 77-13-4, 1185 nucleotides long. RefSeq lists its product as uncharacterized. The annotation marks the transcript as partial. Gene Ontology annotation, biological process: regulation of alternative mRNA splicing, via spliceosome. The transcript has a single exon. NCBI's taxonomy places the organism in Eukaryota, Fungi, Ascomycota, Sordariomycetes, Hypocreales, Nectriaceae. The record is from RefSeq and is a predicted model, not a curated record.
AUGAGCAAGCCUGGAUUGGCCUUCGGGCUCAACCUCACCAAGAAGCCAGGCGCGUCCAAACCAGCCCCGCCAAAGCGACGGCCCAUGUUUGGCGACGACGAAGACUCGGACAACGACGGCGCGAACAAAGAUGGCAGGACAGAAGAGAUUGGAGAGUUUGAUGAUUUUGGCGGCAUCUCUACAUCAAAAUCAACCAAGUCAAAAUCGGCCAGAUCCAAGAAUGGACCCCCUACACAACCCCCAAAGCUCAAAUCCAAGGGCCAGCCAAACAUGAUGUUUGGCGACCUCUCCAGCGCCCUCACAUCGCGAAAGAAUGCCGAGGCUGCCGCCGAAGUCGAUGCCAGCGUCUACGAGUACGAUUCCGUCUACGACUCGCUCAAGCCCAAGAAGCAGACCACCGAGGAGGACGAGCAGAGGAAGCCCAAGUACAUGCGCAACCUGAUGCAGGCGGCCGAGGUACGGAAGCGCGACGCCCUCAUUGCCGAGGAGAAGAAGAUUGCACGCGAGCGAGAGGCUGAAGGCGAUGAGUACGCUGGCAAGGAAAAGUUUGUCACCGAGGCAUACAAGAAACAGCAAGAGGAGAAUAAACGGUUGGAGGAGGAGGAGCGGAGGAAAGAAGAGGAAGAGGCGAAGAAGAACAAGGGAGGCGGCAUGUCUGCCUUUUACAGGAAGAUGCUGGAUAAGGAUGAGCAGAGACAUUCGGAUGCUGUCAAGGCUGCUGAAGAAAAGGCCAAGAGUGGCGCACCUGAAGAGGAAGAGAAGGAAGAUCAAGCCGAAAAGGAAAAGACGGAUGCCGAUAUCGCCAAGGAACUGAAUGAGAAGGGCGCCGAAGUGGCCAUCAACGAGGAGGGACAAGUCGUUGACAAGCGCCAGCUCCUUAGGGGCGGCCUGAACCUGGGCGCAAAGAAGAAGGAGCCAACUCAACGAGAAGCCGAUCGACAGGCAGAACGGCCACAGAGAGUAAUCACCGGUCAGCAAAUCGGGAGGAGGCAAGCCCAGCGAGAACGACAGUCGCGCAUGAUGGCGGAGCAGCUUGAACAGUCCAUGAAACGAUCACGGGAAGAAGAAGCCAGCCAGCGGGAAGAGGUCGAGCGAGCGGCCAAGAGUCGCAAGACGGAAGGCGAGAUCUCGAGCGCCAAGGAGCGAUACCUCGCGCGAAAACGGGCAGCCGAAGAAGAGAAGAAG